AUGGCAGAAUUCCACUCCGCUGCAGAGCUACGACCAUCGAAACUCGCCUUUGGAAAACGCGUAUCCGAGAAGUCCAAGUCCCAAGUCGAGAAACGCAAGCGGUCGAUGAGCACCCCUUCUGCUAUUACGCCUGACCUCGAUCAACUUCAAGGUGUAACCCCAGGUCCAUGCGCGCGAGAUUCCUUUCCCCCUCACCACGUGCGCACGUGUCGGAUUACGUCACAUCCUGUCAGAAGGGUACUCCUGAAGGCUCGUCGACAAACAUGCCAAGGAGAUCCUGUGCAGCCUAGACCAGGUUUCAGUAUAUUAUCUCUCGCAUUUCCUGAGCCACAUAUUGAUUACCCUACCACUACGCACGCCUCUCCGCACGAUUCAGGAGUCGCGGAACAACAACACGACGUGCCCAGGCUACACAGGAAGGAACCACCCCAGCUCACCGUAAGAGACGCAAUUGCAGAGCAGCUCGUGAAGUUGCGGCUACCAGCUACCACGCAUACACCACUAGCACCUACAGGAGCAACGGUGCCUCGGAGCACGAUAAACUUCUCGUUUCCCUUCCAACAUUCCGACUCGGCCAAAGCUGCAAGAUCAGCGUGGAAUAGAAUGGCUUCCUCGAAUCCCCUCUUGCCCAGUUUUCGAGGACAACUGAACCGACCAGAUACGAGUGCAAUGGAUCUAGACUUUUGGCGACGACAUGGAGAGAACAGCACAGAUCCCAUAGUCAUCAAUGACCAUGGUGACGAUGAAUGUGAUCUUAGGAGCAUAAGUUCCUUGGAGUCCUUGGAGUCCGCCGGACUAUCACGUCAAUUGAUCAACAGACGACGAACUCGACCUAUUCUUAUGGACCAGAGUCCCAGCGGGCCAUGCAUCAGUAUUACAACAGCGGAUAGCUUCGAGAACUCUGAAUCUCAAGUUUCGGCUCUUAUCUCAGAUUGCAUAGAUGAUGCUCGACACGACCGCAAAGCCUGGGAAGAGAAAGACCACCGGCUUGCUCAGCUUCUACAAGAGAAGAUGCGUCUAACUCCAGCCCAGCUCGCAGAGAAAUCUGGAUCACCAGCAGCUCUAGCUGAGUCUCCUGAGAUCGUACGAUUGGAGACUCUACGGCAGGCUAUUACUCAUGUCUGCACACGAAAUUACACCAAUAUGGACUUCAACACAGAAGAGGGGACGCAUUUACGGCGUCGUGACUGUGUUGUCUGCGACGAUAGCAUUGCCAUUGGCGAUCUACCCUCACUUACUGACUGCGAACAUCGACCCGAGACAUGCGCAGGCUGUUAUGCGGAUUGGAUAACUACACAGCUUCAAGGCAGUACUUGGCGUGAAGCUAAAUGUCCGGGAAGCGAUUGCAAUGUUGUCUUGUCGUAUCAUGACAUUCGGCUAUACGCGAGCUCUGAGACUUUUGAAAAGUACGACACAUUCAAAGCCCAGGCUCUCAUCAACGAAGACCCCGAUUUUCGAUGGUGUCCAGCCUCCGGCUGUAAUUCUGGUCAGAUCCAUACUACUGGCGUCGCAGGUAACAUCUUUACUUGUUCGGGAUGUGGGAGCAAAACCUGUGUUGUCCACGAGAACACAUGGCACGAAGGCGAGUCGUGCGCUGACUUUGACUCCCGAAUCUCCGGCCGUCAGCAACGAGAACAGAAGGCGCAAGAAGAGGCGAGUCUCAAAAAGAUCAAGGAGCUUACCAGGAAGUGCCCUGGCCCUGGAUGCGAUUGGAACAUUCAGAAAAACGAUGGGUACAAAAUGUGGCUACGAAUUCUGUUGGAUUUGCCUUUGUGA
This is a messenger RNA of Alternaria arborescens, 1776 nucleotides long. RefSeq lists its product as hypothetical. Gene Ontology annotation, biological process: positive regulation of proteasomal ubiquitin-dependent protein catabolic process; protein polyubiquitination; ubiquitin-dependent protein catabolic process. Lineage: Eukaryota; Fungi; Ascomycota; Dothideomycetes; Pleosporales; Pleosporaceae. Gene Ontology annotation, molecular function: zinc ion binding; ubiquitin protein ligase activity; ubiquitin conjugating enzyme binding. The record is from RefSeq and is a predicted model, not a curated record. The transcript is spliced from 4 exons. Gene Ontology annotation, cellular component: ubiquitin ligase complex; cytoplasm. The coding region runs from base 1 to 1776 and encodes 591 amino acids.